Molecule: messenger RNA, 3855 nt
Organism: Cotesia congregata
Lineage: Eukaryota; Metazoa; Arthropoda; Insecta; Hymenoptera; Braconidae
Source: the annotation of a GenBank genome assembly
AUGCAUUGGGUAACACAGCUCGGAAUGAGUAAACUCGGAGUAUUGUUGAUAUGUUGGUUCUAUCAAAAAUUUCCUGGAGCUCUUGCUUUUCCAGUUAGUUCAUCCGGUACUUCAGAUUCCACUGAAUCAAAAUUAUGGUUACCACAAUUUCACUAUAUUUUGGGUUCAGUUGUAGUUGUAGCAAUGGUAUCAGCUUUUCUUGGAUGCCUUUGCUGCCGACGAGAACGUCGAGCGAAAGGAUUUCAGGAAUUUAAAGAUGGGAGCAUAGUCGGAAGUGAAACAAUUAUUGAACGUGGGUUGGAGUUGGAAGUGUCCCGAUCUACUAAUUCAACAAAUCAGUUUCAAUUUGAGCCUUUGACUGUUGAACGUUUUGUUCCUGAAACAAGAGGUAUAUUAAAUAAACCAUCAAAACCACCAUCACCUUCGCUUAUAAGUGAUAAUAGUCUUGAUAAAGAUGAAAAUAAUUUAUCACCUUUGAAAGAACUUCGACAGAGUACUGAUUCAGACUUGUGGCAGGCUGACGACAAAGCAUUUAGCACACCUCAAGCAAGUUUUAAACUUGGCCCUGGAGAACCAAUCAGAAACGCUCCGUUAGCUAGAACUGAUGUUAAUUUAGAAUCUGGAUCAGAAACUGAAGAAGAAAGUUGGAGAGGUAGGGUCGAACGAGGUGCUUAUACAGAAAAAGUUCGACAGAAAUCUAAAUCUGUUGCCGAUCUGAUGGUACUUGUACAUAUUGAUUCGGAUUCAGAAGCCGAAUGGUCCUUAGGCCCUCAAGUUAAUGAAAAACCAAGGAAGAAAUUAGCAUCUGGAAGUGUUGGUGACUUGAGAAGUACCGCUCGUGCAGAUGAAUUUGAUGAGGCUCUGAAAAAACUUCGCAAUUCUAACUCUGUAAAAAUCUUGAAAGAAUCAAAUGAAAAAAGCUUAGAAUCUGCUGAGUCAAUUUCUAAAGAAGAAAAUAAAAAUAUUGUAGAGUGUACAUCAACACCAAAAAAUAAUUUAACGUCAGCUCCUAAUAAUUUUGUUGAUGUUGAGCUCUGGAAAAAUGCUUUAGAAUUUGAAUUAGAACGUAAAGUUUCAGGAUUUGAUCUUGAGUCGAUUGAUUUUGGAAAAUUGAUUGGUGAUAAAUGUGAAUCAAGGUCAGCUUCUGACUUGCUUGAAACUUCAAUAUCUGCUCCAAAUACUCCACAAUCACGUGGUGAGGAUUUAUCUGUUGACAACGAGGAUUUUUCUAAUAGCGAAGAAGUUGAAACUGAGAGACGGAGACUUCCCGAUGGUGAUGAAGAAGAAGAUCGAAAACAUUUAUCAACCCCAGAUGAUGAGAGAAGUUCAGACAGUGGUUUCAGAGAUAAAGAAUCGUGUGAGGAAGAAGAAAAUCCAAUACCAUGUAGUCUAUCCCAUUCGGCUUUAAAUUCUUAUGGUGCUUUAUUUAAUACUCCACUUUCGGCAUCAACAGAGGAAGAACAGCUUAAAGUUUUAUUAGAGCUUGAUAAUAUUCUUGAUGCAGAGGACUGCAAGAGCUUAGAUGGGCAAGAUAUAUCUUUGUCGCCCAGUAAAAUAAAUUUAAAUAUUUUAGAAGAGGAUUCUAUAAUUUCAGCUUUAAAAUCACAACUUGAUUCUCCUAUUAGUGAUACUGACUUAAAAUUAAUUGAUGAAAAAAUUUUCGAUAAACUAGAUAUUAAAAUUAAUGAAAAAAAUAUUGAUUCUCCAGAAAAGCAAAUAGAAGAAGCCUCAAAUUUAGAACCAACUGAAAAUACUGUAAAUAAAUUAGAUAUUAAAGAUAAUAAAGACAUUAAUUUUGUAGAAAAAGUAAAUGAAGAGAUUCUAGAUUUUAAACUGAUUAGCACACAAGCUGUUGAAGAAUCAAUCGCAAAAGAUGAAAAAGUAAUAUUUCCUGAUAACAAGCAAACUGCAGAACCAGAUUUAGAAUUGAUUGAAAAAAAUGUAGAUAAAUUAAUUGCAGAAGUUGAAAGGAAUCUUAAUUCUAUAGAGAAAAAAUUCGAAGAACCAUUGGCAAAACUUGAAAGCUUAGAUAAAUCGAAUAUUGAAUCAUCCAUGGAAUCUCAGGAUCCUGAAAAUGAUAAUGAUGAUGAUGAAGAUAGUUCAACAAUGAGUCUUCGUAGUGAUAAUUCUUACGUUUCUUUUAAUCUUGAUGAAGAAUUUGUUGCAGCGAUUAGAAAUGAACUUCAGGAGAAACUUCCGCGUGCUCAGAUGUCGAUUGUUGAGUCACAAGAAUUGCGAGAUGACGAAGUAUCAGCAGUAAAUCUUUCAGAGAAUGAGAAAAAGUCAUGGGAAUAUGAAGAUGAUAAGAAUGAACGUGAAAGUAGUAAUAUUGAUAUUGCAAUAAGGUAUAAUCUGUAUGGAACUCCUUUGAGUCCUAUUCUUGAAGAACGUGAGAGCAAUGUAACAUCUGAGUCACUUGGAGAUGCAUCGAUCGCGUCAAAAUUGUCAGGAUUUUCCGAAGAUGUUUUAGUUGUUGAUACUAGAACAAAUCGAGUUUUGCUAGUGGAAGGUAGUUUCGAUCGCCAAGAUGACGACAGAGAUACGUCUCAUGGUGAUAUGACAGACGAAGAAAGUGCUGAUUGUGAUUCAAAUAAUUUUGAAAAUAAUUUAUUAGGAAUUCAAGACAAAAUAACUGGUGUACCAAUGCCUAGCCCUGAAGAAGAAUCUAAGUGGCAAGCACAAUUUCCUAUUCAACUCCAAGAUGAUCUUAUGUCUACAAGUUUUAGUACUGAACAUGAUUGGGAUAGUCAGGAUGAGGAUGAAAAAGCUGGUGAAGAUGCAACUGAAGAAGAUGACGAUGAUAGUUCGAGUUCUGGAGAAUUUGUCUGGAAGGAUUUAUGUGUUAAUACUUACUGCCAGGAGGAACUGGAUCAGAAAAAAAAUGUUUGGUUUAAAAAACAACGUUACCACUGUGUUUACGAAUAUCCAAAAGAAACCUUAGUCCCCGAAUGCCAAGGCCAAGCUACAACAACGUGGGAACCAACAUCUUACGCCGACUGGGAAGAAAUGUUGGAAGAGCCUAAGGUUGAUCAUUAUCCAAUUGACUAUGAAUCUAAUCACGAUAACGAAGAAUUCUUCGUCAGUAGUGGAAAUAGACCUUUUCAAUUUCAAGUAGGCGAUGGAAAGUAUGUAAGUCAAUUUUUCCCUGGAGCUGCUGAAUCAUCACAAGAAAAUGAAUCACACGGAAAUUUAAAAAUAAAUACAGUUGAUGAUAAUCAAAGUCAGCAACAGCAACAAACACAAUUGGGUAAACUCAGACAUACGAGAGAUAGAUUGAAGCUUAAUUUACCAAUAAAAAAUACUUCAGACACUUCAAGCACUGUGAUUAUUACUGAAAUUGAAACUGACCAAAAUGAACAGGUCAGCCGCAUAAAUGAUGAAAGUGAUACGAAAACUGAAAAGACUGAAACCAGUACAGAAUCUUCCAUUUCAAAAGAUGACCAAUCAAUUAUUUCUGUCUUAAGAUCUCCAAUGGAAUCAUCAUUUGAAAAUUCAAACCACGAAGAUAUUAAAAGCUCGAGCAAUGCAGAAAGUGACGGAGAAAUCAGCGAACUCGAGAUUUCUUUUUCUUGUAAAGAAAAUGCACCUGUAAAAUCAUCACGUAGACCACUUGUUAUUUCUGAUAAAAAUAAUAUUGCUAGUAAAGAUAAUCUUCCUGAUCAACCUCAUGAUGUAAUUGAAAGGGUAGAUGAUACAUUGACUAAUGUUCAAAAAGUAUCGGAAACUAUUAAAGAACAGGAACAAAAGCUAUUGGUAAUGGAGAAGAAACAGGAUGUUCUAUCAAAAGACGAAUGUUCAUUAAAACCGUCUGAAAAUGAUCAUGUGAUAAAUACAAGUGAAACGGAUGUUGAAUAA